UCAAAUCUCAGGCUUUCCCCGCUCUCUCUCUCUCUCUCUCUCUCUCUAAUAAUCCUUCGUCUUCUCUUCAUAGCUUCUCUGAAACCCUCAACCACUCUCACUCCCAAUUAGCAGCUCGAACAUCGGAAUACAAUGGGGGAUUCCUCCCGGAAGAUCGAUAUGGGCAAGCUUGUGACCUACAGUGACGAUCUCGCCCGAGUUCUCAGGGACAAGAAGGACUCCAACAACCUCGCCCACUGCCACCAGCACUUGCAGGCUCUUCGCUCCUCCUGCGACGCCGAUUCCUCUGAGCUCCAGAGCUUGCUACGAGAUUAUCAGAGGAAGAUAGAUGAAUGCAAGGAGAAAACGGAAGCAGCAAAAUCUGAAGUUGUUUCAGAUGCAGAAUUAGACCGACUCCAGAAAGAAUUAGAAGACGAACUCGAGAAGGAACGCUUGCUUAUGGAGAAUCUGAGAGCUGUCACGGAUGAGAUCGAUGAUUUAGAUUGUCAGAGAGCUUCCAUCGAAGAUAAAAAGCAUAUUCUGAAGAAACUGGAGCAAUACGACUUAAGGCAACAGAUGACCCUUUCAAUGUAUGCCUCUGUCACAAACAUUAUCCCAAACUUGGAUGAUGACUCAAAAAUUGGAGGUUAUAUUGUGGAUAGGGAGAAAAAGGUGGUAGAUAAGUUUGAAUUUAAUUCAAUGGAGAUGCCUGCAUACGAUGCCCGCUCCAAAAUUUGGAAGAUGAUUGAUAUCUUGUAGAUGCUGAGCACCACUCCUUCCUGAGGAGAUCUAACAUUUCGUCACAAAUGCUUUUUCCUUUUUGUAUUCAGAAUUUGUGGUUAGUGCACGGAACAUGUCUAGCUGAUGUAUGCAGUGGGUUCCUCGUCUUGUAAUGAAAUUGUUGAUUCUCCACCUGUACCAAGCCAUCUUUGAUACAUUGGAUUGCAACCUUUUCAAUAGGUGAGGUCAGUCUAUCAUUGUAACAAUGAAGCUUGGCAAGAUUCUCAUGGC
This is a messenger RNA of Punica granatum (pomegranate), 990 nucleotides long. NCBI's taxonomy places the organism in Eukaryota, Viridiplantae, Streptophyta, Magnoliopsida, Myrtales, Lythraceae. The record is from RefSeq and is a predicted model, not a curated record.